Boeremia exigua is the source of this 3011-nucleotide messenger RNA. RefSeq lists its product as uncharacterized. The record is from RefSeq and is a predicted model, not a curated record. The coding region runs from base 351 to 2723 and encodes 790 amino acids. NCBI's taxonomy places the organism in Eukaryota, Fungi, Ascomycota, Dothideomycetes, Pleosporales, Didymellaceae. The transcript has a single exon.
CGAUGCUCUGCAGUUCGCGAUCUUGGCAAUCCUUGACAACCAGCGCUCACGCUCCGGUGCGUACCGAUUAUGCACGAUCUUGCAGGCGCAGCGCUCUAGGAACUUGUCGCGCACCGUGCGGGAUUGUUCGCAAGCAAAGAUGCGAUGUAUUGCCGCGCGCUUCCAAAGCAGCACAGGGCAAAUCUACUGUGGUAAUGCCCUCUAUUUAUACAACGCCAUGUUAAGUGGGGCAGAUCGUGAUACCCAGAACCCCGCUCCCCGGCGUCUGUAGCACCUCUAAUCCUGCCCAACUCAAGUUUGCACAAUACAACGCGGGUCAGGCAUUGGCGCUGAAUACCACAAUCACGAACAUGUCCAAGCUCUUUCAGAAUCUGCCUCCGAAUCUGCCUAUGCCAGGCUCGUUUCCAUCCUCCGACGAUGUACGCCGGGACGCACAGCAACUUGCGACAGAGCUCUACAAGGACUAUGCAACCCUCAAGAAGAUUGUUGAACGCCACGAGGAAACAAUACGCACGAGAUGGAGCAAGAAGUCCAAUUCACAGAAGAAGAAGUUGCUGUUGGAGGCCUGGCCGAAUAUGUCAACCCACCACCGACCAGAUGUUGAAGCAUGGCGUCAACGUUUAGAAUGGAGGGAAGCUUACUUGUGGCCGUACAUGAACCUCGAAGACCUCGCCCAACGUAACACAGUGUUGCUUCUGCUCCAUUUUCGCGGUAGAUAUCAUCCUAGAGCAUUUGUCCACUCGGAUCUCGAACAAGCAGCACUUGGUAAAGCCAGCGGUACGACUGUGCCAGCCUUUCUGAACGGAUACACCAUGUACUUUCAUAGGGGCGAAACCGCCGAUGAAUAUGGCGAUCUAAUCUCCUGGGACGACGAAGAGGACGCUUUUGAAGAUAUGACCAACGAAAUCGGCAUGCACCCCGGUCAUGGCCUGCAGGCUUUGGAGAUACAACAACGUAUUUGGGCGUUCCUCGUCACGUGGUCCAAGAGUGUACUCCAAGACGUACCUUCUCAAACCGAAGGCGAUGUUCUCCUCAACCCCGGGCCACCACCAACUCUGGGAGAUGUCACGUCGCUACAGAUCAUCGCCCUCGAAGCUCCGUACCGUAUGCCGGCUCAUCUAGAUUUCGCCCGCUUAAAGGCUAUAGCGUCGGCUGAGCGUAACGCACGAGAAGAUCAUCUGUGGGCUCUUCGCGAGGAUCCCGGCUACUUUGCCGAUGGAAUGCAAGAGGCAUCGGUGCAUCGCCAGGAAAUGCUCCGUGAUACCGAAGGUCACGAGCAUCCAACUUUGAAAGCGCCCGGGCGUCCAUUGUUCUGGAACCGUGUUGUUGGCAACGUCCUAGUUGAGUCGCACUUCGGGUUUGCUACGUUCGAUGAGAUCGUUCGACAGGUCAAUAACCUGACGUUACUGCAUGCGAGAUACCAUGAUCGGGUCAAGCCCGGAGUCAGUCUACCUUCAGAUUUGUCCAUGGCCUUCCAGAACCUUCGUUUCCUCCUGGACGCUGCAAAAGUCAACCUCAUUCAGACUUUGCGAGUUGGCCUCUUUCCAUCACCGCCAUUUCGACAGUUCUGUUCUCGCGAACCUCAAGAUCCGCGAACAUCCGUAAUCCGAGCAAUUUAUCAGCCACCGCACCAAAACCAUGCUGUCAAGCGCAUCAUGCCCUUCUUCAACAUUCUCUUCGAUGAGGAACAGCUUCGUCUGUAUGGGUUACACACAGUGAUAGAUGAGAUAGGACGUCUGAUGCAAAGCGAUAGCGGUGUCAAUGCUGUCAUAUCGCCUUGGAUUGCCAGACGGCUUUCGUCUCUGACUGUCGUCUCUGAGUGCUUGCAUCAGCUGCAUCUUUUCAAGCCCUGGUCACGAAAGAUCGAAGACGACAUGGAAGUCAAUGACAGCACAAUACGAAACAUCUAUAAGGAGUCUUUCAAAGACUGGGUUCCAGUCUUGGGAGUCAAGUUCGAAGGAUCCCAGGUCUAUCGAUGUGCCGACCCAAGUGACGGAAAGUUCAACUACCCAGUCCAACGACGACGCAACAGGCAGAACGUCGAAAUCUUGCGUAAGGCUGAAGCAAACCUUGAUUCAUUCUGGAAAGCGGUCGAUCACCACUAUAAGUCGAAGGCGAUUGGAAAGUCACAGCAAGACCUGGUAGCUCAUUUGCUGCGUAGUGAUCGAGCAAUUCAGAGAACUCCCGAGUGGAUCGAGCCUGAGAAGACCAUAUCGCCCCUCGGUGAGGACCAGUACGUGUAUCAGCCUUUCUCAACCGUGUUUCACGACCCCACAAAACAAGUCACUGGAACAUUUGACCGCGCAUCCCUUUUCUAUAAGGCGCCAAAGACAAAAACCCGUGGUAGCGCAACUUCGGAUGACGAAACGCAUCCUGGCAUCCAGCAUGAAUCCGAGGAGAUCGCGGCGUUUUUUGGCGUCGAUAAGCGCGCCCAUAAGGUUUUUCGAACAUUGUUUCACUCGCCCAACAGCCCAGAUACGCCCGGAGAAAUUCCUUGGGCUGACUUCCUUUACUCGAUGGUGUCUGUAGGCUUCUCUGCUCAGAAGCUGCACGGCUCAGCAUGGAACUUCACCCCCCAGACUCCGGAUAUUGGUAUUGAAAGAAGCAUACAAUUUCACGAGCCUCACCCUAACAACAAGAUCCCGUACCUGUGGGCAAGGAGGUACGGAAGGCGGCUGGGAAGAGCGUAUGGGUGGAACGCGGACAUGUUUCGACUGGCAUGAAAGAACCCCAGGUGCAUAGAAAGUCAGGGCGUUGAGCGAAUCAUAAAGUACAAACACUGUUUGGUGAGAAGAUUUUGCAGAGAUUACUGAACCUAGAAUCGAGCUCAAGAAAUACGUGCAUCUCUUUUACAAAACCGGGACGAGACCAACUGCGAUCGCCGCUCAAGCCAACCUCCCAAAAUCAGCAGAACCUUCUCAUCACUACGUGUCCAUACUUUCCCAGCGCAUUCAUCCUAGACCUAAUAGCGUUUAGUCUACAGAACCUGCUUGUCCUUUUUGUGUUUUCUU